Syngnathus acus (greater pipefish) is the source of this 2068-nucleotide messenger RNA. RefSeq names its product checkpoint kinase 2 (gene chek2). NCBI's taxonomy places the organism in Eukaryota, Metazoa, Chordata, Actinopteri, Syngnathiformes, Syngnathidae. Gene Ontology annotation, cellular component: cytoplasm; nucleus. The transcript is spliced from 15 exons. Gene Ontology annotation, biological process: protein phosphorylation; mitotic DNA damage checkpoint signaling. Gene Ontology annotation, molecular function: protein binding; protein serine/threonine kinase activity; ATP binding. Bases 22 to 2043 code for a protein of 673 amino acids. The record is from RefSeq and is a predicted model, not a curated record.
GCACUCGACUUCAGCUUGAGCAUGUGGCCUCCUGAACGAGACAUUGCGUCAAAAAUGACACGAAAAAUAAUUCAAAUAUCUUCAGUGAAGAUUAAGGUCUUCCCGCGACCCCUGCGUGCAGACAUGGUGACGUCACAUCGAGCACCGCUGCUCGCUCGUCCGUCCUGCGCAAACCCGGAAGUCAACAACGAGCGCCGGAAUUCCGAACAAGCUAGGGCGGCAGCACGUGGCGUAGUGCCUAACGUCCCAUUGGUCGGCUGGGUCUGUGACGCAAGAGGACAACGAAGCCUGUCGCACUUCCCGCGAGGCUCUCGCUCAAACUCGCUUGGCGCGCACGUCGGGUGCGUGCUGCAACGGAAAACGUGGACGACACCUGCAAGCGCGCAAAGCAAGGCUCCAAUGUCCCGAGAAACCCCACAAGAGGGGGACGGGGCCCAGUGCUCGUCGCAGGCCCUGUCCACUCUGUCCCCCUCACAGGCCCAGUCCAAGUCCCAGGGCAGCUCCAGUUCUUCCAGUGGCCCGGCAUCAGGCAGCCAGUCGUCCAGCGGCUCGGGGACGCUGAGCAGCGCCGACACGCUUCCCGUCACCUUGCCGUCUGUCCCCGAGGAGCCCGAAAGUCAACCUUGGGGACGUCUGCUGCCCAUGCAGCCGGGCUUUGGCUCUCACGAUUGCGUAGAAGACGAGUAUUUGUUUGGCCGAGACUCCAAAUGUCAUUAUGUCCUGGACGAUCCCGACCACAGAGGAUCCUUGCGAUUCCGAAUUUACAGCAAGCGACACUUCAGGAUCUACAGGGAGGGCACCGAGGUGUUUGUUCAGGACCUGAGCAACAACGGGACCUUUGUCGACGGGAACAAAAUCGGAAGCAACAAGAUACUUCCUCUGGUCAACAACGCAGUGCUGGCGCUGUCGGAGCAGCGCAAUAAAGUGUUUGUCUUCAUCGACCUGAUGUCUGGCCAAGAGUCCACGUUGCCCAAGGAGCUUCGCGACAAGUAUCUGCUGACCCGUCGCAUCGGGACAGGCGUGUGCGGCGAGGUGAAGCUGGCGUUCCAACGCUCCACCUGUAAAAAGUUUGCCGUCAAAGUCAUCAACAAGAACAACUUCAAGUCCGAAGGAACGGCCGCCAGAAACGCUCAAACGGAGAUCGAAAUCCUGCAGCGCAUCGAUCACCCGUGCCUCAUCAGGACCGAGGACUUCUACCAGACGGACGACACCUUCUUCAUCGUGUUGGAGCUGAUGGAGGGCGGCGAGCUCUUUGGUCGACUCAAAUCUCAGCAGCAACUUAGCGAGGCCACGGCCAAGCUUUACUUCUACCAAAUGUUGAAAGCCGUGCAGUACCUGCACAGCCGGGGCAUCAUCCACCGGGACCUGAAACCGGAGAACAUCCUCCUGUCGUCGCAGGAAGACGACUGCCUCGUCAAGGUGACGGACUUCAACCAGUCACGCAUCCUAGAGGAGGCGGCCCUGAUGCGGACGCUGUGCGGGACGCCGUCCUACCUGGCGCCCGAGGUGCUGACGCACGCCGCCACCGGCGGAUACGGCCUGCCCGUCGACGCCUGGAGCCUCGGCGUCCUCCUGUUUGUCUGCCUGUGCGGGUACCCGCCGUUCCACGAGAGCUUCUCGGACCUGUCGGUGAGCGAGCAGAUCGUGCAAGGCCGCUUCACCAUGGUGCCGUCCAAGUGGCGCCAGGUGUCCGACCAGGGUGAGCUCGUCGUCUUUAUUGUCGUCACCUUCACCGCGGUGGUCUCAUGCGUGUGUGUGUGUGUGUGUGUGUGUGUGUGUGUGUGUGUGUGUGCGCGCGCGGGCGUGACAGCCAAGGACAUGGUUAGGAAGCUUCUGGUGGUGGCGCCCGCCGACAGGAUGACCAUCGACGAGGCGCUCCGGCACGCCUGGCUGCAGGACCCCGUGAUGUUGGAGAAAGCCCACCGGCUGAUGUAUCCAGCUGCCAUGGAGGCGGGGCCAGCGAGGAAACGACAGCGAGAGGACCAGGAUGAGGAUGAGGAGCGUUCUGCCAAACAAGCCCCGCCCACAAAUGUUUUGCAAUAAAGUCUUUGCUCUCGUCCGCUCACUG